Molecule: messenger RNA, 993 nt
Organism: Quercus lobata
Lineage: Eukaryota; Viridiplantae; Streptophyta; Magnoliopsida; Fagales; Fagaceae
Exons: 4
Coding region: 1-993 (330 amino acids)
Source: RefSeq, a predicted model, not a curated record
AUGGCCACUAGUCCAGGCCAUCAGGAGAGUGGAAAUGCUUCCAACCAUCCCAACCGCACUCACCAGUCAGCACCUGUUAUGCAACCGCCUUCUGUCCAGCAAAUACAAUCUAUGGCAGCCGCCAUGGCAGAGUUAACAGCUUCCAUCAAUAGUCAUCCCCUGCCUUCCAAGUUCAAGAUGUCUUCCUUGGAUUCGUAUGAUGGAACACGCACCCCAUGUGAUCAUAUUGUAACCUUCAAGACCACAAUGCACCUUCAAGGGGUUCCAGAUGAAAUAAUGUGUAGGGCAUUCCCAACCACCCUUAAGGGGCCAACACGAGUAUGGUUCAGUAAAAUACCUCCGAAUACUGUUGGUUCUUUUGAGGAGUUGAGCAAGUUGGAAGCUUUAACGAUAGACGAGAUGGAUGACAAGUUACUAUUGGUAGCCUUCCACAAUGGAGUUAGUUCUGAUUUAUUCAUCCAUAAGCUUUACAAUCAAAAGCCACAAACCAUGGCUGAACUCAUUCAUUCAGCUCAAAACUUCAUGAAUGUAGAGGAUGCAACCAUUGCCAAGAAAAGGAAGACAGCAGAGCGAAUGGUAGCAGACCUCCCACGCCAUCUUGAACAAGGCCCUUGUCCAAAAAAGGCUCGGAUGGGAGAAAAGAAGGAUAAAGAUAAUAGGAAGAUCAAGGAUGAACCAUCCUUGAAAUGGCCAGAGAAGAUGAAGGGAGAUCCUAAUAAGCGCAAUAAGAAUAAAUAUUGUCGCUUUCGUAGAGAUCACAGGCAUGACACGGACGAGUGUUAUAACUUAAAGCAGCAGAUAGAGAACCUUAUCAAACAAGCAAAGUUGAGACAUUUCGUUGGAAGAGAUCAUAAAGACGAGAAGUUGAAAGAAAAGGUAGAAGAGUCAUCACGACCCCCACUUGGAGAAAUAAGGGUUAUUAUUGAAGGAACUUCAACAGGGCAAUCUUCCAAGUCAAGGAAGACGUACCUAAAGGUGGUACAAAACGUCUAA